Messenger RNA from Neolamprologus brichardi, 888 nucleotides. RefSeq lists its product as uncharacterized. Gene Ontology annotation, molecular function: DNA-binding transcription factor activity, RNA polymerase II-specific; sequence-specific DNA binding. Gene Ontology annotation, cellular component: nucleus. NCBI's taxonomy places the organism in Eukaryota, Metazoa, Chordata, Actinopteri, Cichliformes, Cichlidae. The record is from RefSeq and is a predicted model, not a curated record. Gene Ontology annotation, biological process: regulation of transcription by RNA polymerase II; cell differentiation.
GGAAGUGGGCCGGCAGACAAACUGAUCAUUGUUACUCGUCUUAACGAAGAGUUUUCCACUUUGGCUCCAAUCAAGAUGCAGUGCAGCUGCAGCUCCUCGGUCGGUCACCUUUCCUCACCUUAUUGGAGCAGAACGGUGCUGUUUCCUGACUGGGCCUACAAACCCACGUGGUCGCCCGGCUCCCGACAGAUCCAGCUUUGGCACUUCCUCCUCGAGCUACUGGGCCGAGGCGAGGGCGGGGCCAUCGGCUGGGGAGGGGAGUGGGGCGAGUUUGUCAUCAGGGACCCUGAGAUGUUGGCCAGGCUGUGGGGCGAGAGGAAGGGCAAACCACACAUGAACUACGACAAGCUCAGCCGGGCCCUCAGAUACUACUACAACAAACGCAUUCUGCACAAGACCAAAGGGAAACGAUUCACCUACAAGUUCAACUUCAGUAAACUCAUUCUCGUCAAUUAUCCGGGAUACCCACCGCCAGCACCGCCAGCACCACCAGCAGCACCAGCACCGAGCCAUCAGCUCGUCCAGAGCGGCUCUCUUCUAUUCCCUCAUCUCGCUGCUGACAGUGGCCUUCCUCUCUGUGGAAGAGCAGGGUCAGUGAUGGACAGAGCGGUUCAGCCUCUGCCUCACCCCUUCCUGCUCCCGUGCUGCCUUCCUGAACCGCUCCCCGUGCCUCGGGCUCUCCACGGCCCUUUCCCCGUCAUCUCCACCCCUGCACGGCCAGGAGUCAACCUGAGGGAGCUGGGGGAAUUGAGCCUGAACGCUCGCUGGCUGCACAAGAGCCCCGCAGGGUGGGAUGUGAACCAUUACGUCAGUCGGAGCCUUUAUGAGGGAGCGAAGCAGACUCAACUUCAAGAUGAGGAGAAGGCAGCAGGGAGACGGUUAGAGUGA